UGAUGAAUACAAAUAUCUUAAGACAGUAUGCCUGCAAUGAAUGUGGCCAGUAUUAUCAUCGACAAGCGCGAUGGCAAAGAGCUCUCUAAAGAACAGAUCGAGUAUCUUAUUUCACACUAUGCCGAUGAGAGUGUCCCAGAUUACCAGAUGGCCGCCUGGGCUAUGGCAGUGUACCUCAAAGGCAUGACCACUGUCGAGACAGCAACUCUAACAAAGUGCAUGAUAGCCUCUGGUGAUACACUCAAAUGGCCAGGGUGUGAUAAGCCUAUUGUGGACAAGCAUUCGACUGGGGGUAUAGGUGACAAGGUGUCCAUACCUUUAGCUCCGAUGCUCGCAUCUUGUGGUGUGUGUGUGCCGAUGAUAUCCGGGCGUGGGUUGGGGAUCACAGGCGGCACACUUGACAAACUGGAAUCUAUCCCAGGGUUUCAAGUAGAGCUCAGCAAUGAAGAGUUACAGAAGAUUGUGACUGAGGUGGGGUGUGCGAUUGCAGGCGCAUCGUCAGGAUUAGCGCCGGCGGAUAAACGUCUGUAUUCAUUGCGAGACGUAACGGGCACAGUAUCGAGUAUUCCAUUGAUUACGGCGAGUAUUCUAGGAAAGAAGCUGGCUGAGGGCAUAGGUGCGUUAGUGAUGGAUGUGAAGUGGGGAAGUGGCGCGUUUAUGCAGACCAGCGAGGAUGCCCGGGCGUUGGCUACGAGCUUGGUGACGGUGGGUAAUGAGUUGGGUGUCAAGACAUCUGCUGUGAUCACAGAUAUGAACCAGCAUUUGGGCUAUAUGAUUGGCAAUGCGGUGGAAAUUAAUGAGUCUGUGGACAUACUGAAAGGGACGGGGCCUCCGGAUGUACUCGAACUUGUGCUGGAAUUUGGGGCGAAUUUGCUGAUCAGUUGCGGCAAAUACGAUAGUAAGGAAAAGGCUAUAGAUGUUUUAAUGGAUACUAUCACAUCUGGCACAGCGCUAAAGAAGUUUGAGGAGAUGGUUAAGGCGCAAGGAGGUGAUCUAAAUGCGCCAAGGAAGGUUGCCAAGGCGCAUGUAGUUACAGCCCAAAGCAGUGGGUAUGUUGUGCAUAUCAAUGAAGAAUCGCUAGGACAAGCUAUCAUUGAAAUGGACGGCGGAAGACACCAGCUGGGCGAUGCGUUGAAUCACUCUACAGGUAUUUGUAUGCAGAAGAAGAUUGGGAGCAGAGUCGAGAAAGGUGAGGAAAUCGCGACCAUCUUUUGUGACGAGCCCGAUAAAUUGAAGCUGGCCUCGAGUUUAUUGGCCGGCGCUAUUGGGAUUGGCAGCGAAAACAUAGAUCCGCUCACUCUAAUUGUUGAGAGGCUCUAGAAGGGUGAAUUUAUAACACUGCUUCGAUUGCAUGACUCGCCCCGGAAUUUUUGGCCAGUUCUAUUGAGAUUAAAAAAUUAGAUCCGCUCACUCUAGUUGUUGAGAGGCUCUAG
Molecule: messenger RNA, 1433 nt
Organism: Sphaeroforma arctica JP610
Lineage: Eukaryota; Ichthyosporea; Ichthyophonida
Exons: 2
Coding region: 28-1320 (430 amino acids)
Biological process (GO): pyrimidine nucleoside metabolic process; pyrimidine nucleobase metabolic process
Cellular component (GO): cytosol
Molecular function (GO): 1,4-alpha-oligoglucan phosphorylase activity; pyrimidine-nucleoside phosphorylase activity
Source: RefSeq, a predicted model, not a curated record